CAUCGCAGUGCUGAGGCGUCACCACACCUUGGUUCGAUCCCAGGCUGUGCACAACCGCCGCGACCGGGAGAACUAUGAGGGGCACAGAUUUGCCCAGCGUCAUCCGGGUGCAGACAUAGUGCAAUGGCUGAUGAAGAACCUAGCCAUUGAUGAUCCUGCUGAGGCGAUGCAUAUCGGGAGUCUGAUUGCUGCUCAGGGAUAUUUCUUCCCCAUCUCUGAUCACGUCCUGUCACUCAAAGAUGAUGGAUCCUUCUAUCGCUUCCAGGCUCCAUAUUUCUGGCCUUCUAACUGCUGGGAACCAGAGAACACAGACUAUGGACAGUGUCCCCCAUCACUCCUGAAGAGCAUUAUAGCCACAGCUCUCAGAACAGUCACAACCAGGAGACCACUCAGCUCCAGUGGACACCUCCCUGGUCAAGAAAGAGCUUUCUGGGAUGUCCAUAGACCUGUGCCAGGUUGUGUGAACACCACAGAGAUGGACAUCAGGAAAUGCAGACGCAUGAGGAACCCACAGAGAGUCAAGAAGUCAGUGUAUGGUCUGAUAGACGAGGGCCAGUCUCAGAGCCCUGUACACACACCAUCACAAAUAGCCAGAAAAGGCACCAAAGCGGACGUGGAGAAGGAGGUACUUCUGUGUUCUUCCCAAUGUCCAUCUCUGAGUAUUGUCUGUUGUGUUGCUUUCAGUCUGAUGAGUUACACAGAGCAGUACCAGGAGUAUGACCCGUUUGUGAUGUCACCAGAACCUUCCAACCCCUGGACCAGUGACGACCUCUCAUUCUGGGACCUGGAAGCCAGUAACGACCCCAGUCAACAGAGGGUGAGGAAGUGGGGUUUCUCUCUAGAUGAAGCUCUGAAGGAUCCGGCAGGACGAGACCAGUUCCUCAAGUUCCUAGAAUCAGAGUUCAGCUCAGAGAACCUACAGUUCUGGUUGGCGGUGCAGGAUCUGAAGAGGCAGCCCCUGGAGAACGUGGCAGAGCGGGCUGAGGAGAUCUGGACAGAGUUUCUGGCAGAAGGCGCUUCCAGCUCCAUCAACCUGGACUCACACAGCUACGAACGCACCAGUGCCAACCUUAAAGACCCGGGACGAUACAGCUACGAAGACGCACAGGACCACAUCUAUAAGCUGAUGAAGAGUGACAGUUACACACGCUACCUGCGCUCCAGUGCUUACCAGAACCUUCUGAUGGCCAGGAAGAAGGUGUGUCUCUGUUUGCCUGGGGCAGACUGCAGUUAGACACCAGUCCUCAGCAUCCAACAUAGUGAAGUGCUGCCCUCUGUUGGAGAUUUCCAGGUUCUGC
Molecule: messenger RNA, 1298 nt
Organism: Salvelinus sp. IW2-2015
Lineage: Eukaryota; Metazoa; Chordata; Actinopteri; Salmoniformes; Salmonidae
Source: RefSeq, a predicted model, not a curated record